GGUCAAAGGUCUUUCCCUGGAGGUAGGAUAUGAGGGCCGAGCUUACCUGCCUUCACUCGCCUGAAAGCUGCUGCCAUGAAACUGAAGCUGCUCCUGCUUUGCCUCUUUUUAGCGGCGCUCUUCUGCAAAGCUGAGCCAAAGAAAAAGGACAAAAACGGUCAUGACAACGAGGAAGUCCACGGCCAACGCGGCAGACAUGGCAACCACGGCAGACAUGGCAACCACUCCAGACAUGGAAUGAAGAAGAUAAAGAGAAUGAAGUAUGAGGACAUCAUUAAAGACGUCUUUUUUGUGGCGGAGAACACUGGCGAUGAUGAAGAGGAUGAUGACCAAGGUAACCAGGACUGGCUGUUUGACCUCCAAGAUCCAGACGGCAAGUGCAACCCAAACCCUUGUUUGAAUGAAGGAGUGUGUAAAGAAAAAGGCAAAAGGAAUUACAAAUGUGAUUGUCCCAAGCCCUUCAAGGGAAGGAGAUGUCAGAAAGGACCGAAAAUUUGUAGAAUGGGUUUAUGUGGACAUGGAGAGUGUGUGCUGACCUCAGCGUCCCCGUUUUAUGAGUGCAAGUGCAAAGAGCCCUUCCAGCCUCCAAACUGCAGACGGCUCUCCGUUUGUGAGCCAAACCCCUGCAGGAACGGCGGCAAGUGCAUCAUGGAUGGAAACAACUUUGACUGUGUUUGUCCUGAGGGGUUCAGCGGACGUUUCUGCCGCGUUGGUCCAAAUGACUGCUACUUGGAUGAUGGGGAGUCGUAUCGUGGGAAUGUGAGUGAGACGGACGAUGGCGACGACUGCCUGCACUGGAACUCCCACUUCAUCCUGGCCCACGGCGUCAAUCCCUUCAAAUCCUUUGAGGACAAAGAUGGACUCGGACCUCAUAACUUCUGCAGGAACCCAGACGGAGAGCCAAAGCCGUGGUGUUUCUUCCGAAGAGGCCGCAGACUUUUGUGGGACUACUGCGACGUGACGCCGUGUCCUCAACCAACAACUGUGGGACCGACUGGUGUUCCUCCAAGUCCACAGCCCACAUCUGCCAAACCUCUGUUUACUACUUUGCCUCCACGACCUUCUGCUGGUCCCGCUUCCCCCACUGAAGCCGCAGCAUCACAGUUUCUCACCUGCGGCGUGCCUCAACCUAAAAAAGCAAUAACCCGAAUCUUUGGGGGUCUCAAAGUCUCGCCAGGGGCGAUUCCCUGGCAGGUUUCUUUGCAGCAAAAGCCGAAGAACUCGAACCUUCCAUACAGACACGUCUGUGGAGGAGUCCUCAUUAAAAGCUGUUGGGUUUUGACUGCAGGCCAUUGCAUAGAUAAAAGCAAAGACAUGCAGGUUCUCAUGGGAAGUCUCUCGUUGGAUAAAACUGAUCCUUCAGCUCAAACUCUUCCAGUGGAAAAUGCCAUAGUGCACCAGAGAUACAGAGAGACGUCAGGAGCCGUUUACAAUGACAUAGCCUUGUUGAGGUUGAGGGGGACUCGGGGACUCUGUGCCAAUGAGACCCAGUUUGUGAAGACAGCCUGUCUACCAGACGCACAACUUCCUGACGGGAUGGAGUGCACUAUUUCUGGAUGGGGAGCUACUGAAGAAUCUCAGUAUGGCUCUAGUCACUUGUUGGAGGCUAAUGUUCUUCUGAUCAACCAGGGGAAAUGCUCUGAACCUGCCAUCUAUGGCAGCAAGCUUGACAGCACCAUGUUCUGUGCUGGUCACCUGCAGGGAGGGGUGGACUCCUGCCAGGGCGACUCUGGAGGACCGCUGACGUGCAAAAACAACAACAGCAGCGUCAUCUAUGGACUGGUGAGCUGGGGAGACCAGUGUGGAAAGCAGAACAGCCCUGGGGUCUACACACGAGUUACUCACUAUUUGGACUGGAUCAAGUCAACGAUUCAAUCCAAUCCUUGAGCAAGCUUCCAUUUCUCAUCAUGGCUGCAUGUGGAGGCGUCAGGAGGAGGACGAGUACUUUUACUGUUGGAGUCUCUGAUAUUUUUGUUUAAAGGUCUAAAUCUAUCAGUGGAACAUCUUUGUUGUAGUACAUUUCAUUAGCUUGUUCCUGUCAAUGCUCCAUAAGUGCCUUAAUGUAAAUGCACACAAAACAAGAUUUACGCAUGAAACAAUACAGAUGUGAAGAAGGAAACGACUCAAUAAAGAAAACUACUCUAACUUA
Messenger RNA from Oryzias latipes (Japanese medaka), 2149 nucleotides. Its product is annotated as factor VII-activating protease. Gene Ontology annotation, molecular function: serine-type endopeptidase activity; calcium ion binding. Gene Ontology annotation, biological process: proteolysis. The record is from RefSeq and is a predicted model, not a curated record. NCBI's taxonomy places the organism in Eukaryota, Metazoa, Chordata, Actinopteri, Beloniformes, Adrianichthyidae.